CCUUUCGUUCUUUUCAUUGUCAAAACUUUUGUUUCAUUUCCAGAGUCUCUCCACUGGGUAAGCAGAAACCCUAAACCGAUUGCAGUCGGUAAGCUUCAAAUCUCUCCAUUAGGUCGUCGUCUCUUCAAUUUUGAUUUUGAUUUCUCAGAUUUUGAUUUCCCGUUAUCCUUUGUGUCUUCUCCUUCGAAUCUCAUCAAGUACUCAAGAUCUCUGAGGAGAUACGGAAGCAGAUCUCUGAGGAGAUACGGUUGAUCUCCCCGUAUCCCUUUGUCUUCCCCGUCAUAAAUGCUGGCUCAGCAUUUGAGGGACGUGACAGCUAAGGCCGGCGCACGUUAUGCAGAAGGGACGUUAAGCGUGUGCCACGUGUAUGACGCGAAUUGGCGCGUCAGAAACACGCGUACGGCAAUUAACACUACAAUAUCCUUCUCUGCCUUGAAGAAUCAGUACAUCGAACCAACUUCACAUCAGUUUCAGGUAAAAAUGGUUUCAUUGAGAGAACUCAUAGAGCAACGAGGUAACCAGGGCAGAGAGGGAGAAGAGGGAGGGGUUUUGUCAGUGGAGCCUAUCAUGAUGAUAGUGCCGCCGGAGUUGCAGGAUGUGCCGGAAACAAUGGCGUCUGAGAGCAGCACGAGUUCCAGCGCCAGUGACAACGGUGGCGACCACCCUAGUGCGCCAUCGAGCAGCUCGUCCGAGGGGACACCAGGCCGCGAGGAGGGGGCAGGUGAUGUAGUGAGCCAUGUUUCAGAUCGGCCUGUGAUGGAAGAAUGGGAAAGCAGGACCAUCACGGGCAGGUUGAACAACCUGCGAAAGGCGCCGAAGGACCUGCCAGCCGGAUUUAGGUUCCGGGCUGCACUUCAUCAUGAAGUAGCAGACUGCGCGCCCUCAAUCAAUGGGUACAGGAGAUUGGAGGAUAUGGUGAGGGCGUAUCAUAUUCCCCGGACAAUACUGUUACGAACAGGCGCACCCAACGAGAGGGCUUGCACGGUGUCACAGACUGGUUGGAUCCCAGUGUAUGUGGACCACUUUGACGCCGGCCUACGGUUUCCCCUGCCCGGAUUGGUGUUCGACCUGCUGGCGGAAUACGAGCUGGCGCUGACGCAGCUGACGCCUAACAGCAUAAGGUUCAUUAUUGGCUUUAUGCUGUUAUGUGAGCGACUAGAGGUGCCGGCCAAGGCGAUCGUGUUCAGGUUGCUGUUUCAGUGCCGGCUGUGUCCGAACUCGCGAGGAGCGAAGUGGUACUACCUCUCAGGGAGGGAUAAGAGCCAGCUCUUCAAAAAUGUGAGGAACAAGGUGGCGAGGUGGAAGAGACAGUUUAUUUUUGUUCGCGACACACGAGAAGAAAGGAUAAGCAACAACCUCGCUGCCCGGCUGUCUAAGUGGCGCACCCCCAACGCUCAUAUCAACUAUCCUCAGCUACUGCCUCGAGAUGUCGAUCUGAAGAACCAGCUGCUGGAGUAUGCGCAGGGGGAGGGUCUAAUAGAUCUAGAAGCCCUGGUUACCUCGGAGGCUCUCGUCGUGUUAGGGUUUGUCGAUGUGACAAACCUGUUCAGCGAAGGUAUAUUUUUAUCAUAUAGUAUUAAUUCUAGCUGGGCUGAGGCUUAUGCGUUUUUCUGUGCAGGAGACAUGAGCAGCAUCUUGGAACGCCAACGACAGCGAGCCCAAGGCUCACGAGGUCGCGCGUCGGGCAGCGCGCAACCCCGUCAGACAAGGUUUGACGAGCGGCCACCCCCAGCGCCUCAAUCACGCGGCCCGUCUCACAAGGGGUCCAGCUCGUCGUCAAGGCCGCGAGCAGAUAACAGAGCUGAGGCUGCGGCCCCGGGUGCACGCAGACGUUCACGCGAGGAGACAGAGAGCAAGGAGGACGAGGUCCCCCUUGCUAGGCGCAUAAGAAGCGGGGGGACUCAGCCCGCACAGGCGGCUCGUCCUACAACGGUGCGUUCGCCCACCGCACCAUCAGCGACUGUGCGGGUAGCAGUGGAGCCCGCCUCUGCAUCGGCCUCGAUGGGCCCCAGGAUUGCUUAUCCUGAGGGCUUCAGCUAUGUGCAGGCAGAGUGCCAGCCUGCCAUGGUGCAAGCCAUGCACAGCUUUGUGCCCCCCUCGGACAAUAAGCGGGCCAAAGCCUUUGUGCAACAGCAUGGCGGUCAGGUCGCCAUGAUCAAAUUAAUGGAUGCGGCUCGUACAGAGAACACCGAGCUCGGAGCAAAGUGCAAACAGCUGACCACAGAGAAGGCUAGCCUUGUGGACGAUGUGGAUCGUCUGCAAGGCUCUGAGAUGGCGAAUCGAGCUGCUGCCGCGGAGAGCCGAGCAGACGAGCUCGCUGCCAGGAAUAACGAGCUCCGGGAGGAGUUGGAUCGAGCGCGGGCUGAAAAGGAAAGCGGGAUUCAGGCGGCCAAGGAGGAAGCUGCCCGAGCUGAGGAGCGGGCGAAGAAGGCCGAGGCUGACAGGGAUCGUGCUCAGCAUGAGCUGAGCUCCCUUAGGCACCAAGUCGCCGAGGCGGACCAGAACCUUGUUGCUGCCGGGGAAGCGCUGAACGAGCUGAAGGCUUCCCAUGCACGUUCUGUCGUCAUCGCCCGGGCUCAAGGGGCGGAAUGGUUCGUUGGCUCGACUGCGUUUCAGGACGCCGUGGCGGUGGCGUCGGCAAAUGUAACCACGGAAAUCUACAAUGAGAUCCGUGGAAAAGUACUGCAACACCGCCCGGAUUUUCCAAUCCGCGAGCUGGUCUUCUUUGACGAGAAGGAGCUAGACGAGCAGGGUAAGAGCCUUGCUCCCCUCGCUGACACAACUGUGAGGCUGAGGUGGGAUUUGAACGAGGAGGGUGUGCCCAUCUGGCCACCGUCCGCGCUGGAGGACGGGGAGGAUCCAGCAGGACUGCCCUCCUUUGACGCAUGGGUAGAGGGUGCUCCUGUGGCUGAGCAGGAGCCUUCAAGCACCCCGCCCAACUCUCAGCCCGCUGGGGUGUCAGUCAGCUCACCGGUCAGCGCGCCAGCCUCUGAGCCCGCAGCCCGAUCUCCUCCUGCUCGCUCUCCUGCAGCCGCUGCUGAUGCAUCCAUGCCCGUCGACCUGACGGAUGACUAGAUUUAGGGUUUUUUCUUUUGAUUUUUUUGUACCUUGUUUUUGCGUUUUUGUAUUUGAUCAAUGGAUCCAUAUCGCAUGUACGUUCAAUGUAAACAUCUUUGAUGAAAUACAAAAAUGAAUAUUUCUUUGAAUU
This is a messenger RNA of Rubroshorea leprosula, 3208 nucleotides long. The record is from the annotation of a GenBank genome assembly. NCBI's taxonomy places the organism in Eukaryota, Viridiplantae, Streptophyta, Magnoliopsida, Malvales, Dipterocarpaceae.